Molecule: messenger RNA, 1101 nt
Organism: Solanum lycopersicum (tomato)
Lineage: Eukaryota; Viridiplantae; Streptophyta; Magnoliopsida; Solanales; Solanaceae
Source: RefSeq, a predicted model, not a curated record
AUGGCCGAAUCUCAGAAAAUUCAUCCCGCUACUCUUGUCACUAAUAUCAAGACCCACGUACCUGUUGUUCUUAAAUAUGACGGUUCCCAAUACAACAACUGGUCUACUUUGUUCAAACUCCAUUGUCGUGCUUAUAUGGUGAUUGAUCAUAUUACUCCGAUUGCUACGGAAUCCGAUGCUGAUAAAGAGAAACCGGCUCCGAAUUCUUCUGAUGCAGCUCUUUGGCACCGACUUGAUGAUAUUGCAAUUGAUACAUGGAAUCGUUUAGAAAAUUUUUUCCACAACAACAAGUCUGCUCGGGCACUUAACCUUGAUGCGCAGUUUACUAACACCAAACUCGAACAAUUUGAUGGUGUUAAACCUUAUUGCACUCGUCUCAAAACCCUUGCUGACAGUUUACGAAACGUGGGUAAUAAGGUAUCCGACAAUCGGAUGGUGCUUCAACUUUUGAAAGGGCUUUCGGAGGAGUAUAAGCCUUUUCGUACAUCUGUUCGACAUAUAAGUCCCUUGCCUUCCUUUGAUACUCUACGUUCCAUGCUUCAACUAGAGGAACAAAGUAACUCUUCGGACCUUGCAAUUGAAGCUCGCGAGGAGGCUCUUCUCACCGCCUCUUCCACGGCGUCACACACUUCUAGUGAUCAUUCUUCAUCUUCUAAAGGGGGGAAUUCACGAGGUAAAGCCAAGGGUAAAGGGAAAGGCAGCAGCGGCAAGGGCAAAGGUGGUGCCGGUCGGAACAACCAGCAGCAACAACAAUCUUCGCAGCAGCAGCAACCGCGCCAAGGUGGCGCCUCCUCCCAACAGCAACAGCAGCAGGGCAUGGGGUGGAUGUUUCCCCCAUGGCCGUACUGGGGCAAUGGCCCUUGGGCAACCCCACCUUGUCCGUACCCAGCCCAGGGUCCGGGCCCAAACCCGUGGACAGGGGCAAGGCCGUACCAGCCUCCUUCUCACGGCAUCCUCGGGUCUCGACCUAAUCAAGCGUACUUCUCAAGCACUCAUCUUCUUAUCCGGGUUAUGUUCCUACCAACAUUGAACAAGCUAUGGACACAAUGUCUCUCACCGAUCCAAAUUACUAUAUGGAUACCGGGGCAACCUCUCACAUGA